CAACUAUCAUACCUCCGCUAUUGGACUGAAUUCUAUGGAGCGGUGAUGAAAUUCGCCCCAUUCAUUUGGUUCCCUUCCCUACACACCCUGUCGCCUUAGGACUCGGGAAAUCACAGGAGAAAGUUUUCCCGAAAAAAUCAAGGGCGAAAGAACAAUCGCGAUGAUACCUUCUUCGGGGGACAAGCAGCUCACUCUCGCAUACGCGGCCGGGGCCUCUUUGGCCGCAGUCACCCUGGUCUAUGUCUUUGGCCCAACUUGGCUCAUUGAUUCCUCCAAUAACUCUUCAAGUCAGCGACGAAAAGGGGUGGUUGGUUUGGUUAACACUGCCAAUGAUUGCUUCAUAAACUCAAUACUCCAGGCAUUAGCUGGGCUUGGGGAACUAAGAGCUUAUCUUGUUCAGCAAACAAGAAACGCAAAAGCUAAUAGAGAAUUAGCCAGCUAUGGCUUAACAGUUGAUCGCAAGCCAUUUCUCACCGGAGCUUUAAAAGAUAUACUUGAUGGUCUCAAUGAGCGACCUAUACGCAAGAAGACAAUAUCCGCACGCCCUUUCUUGAAUGUUUUGGAACGAGUUUUUCAGCAGCAGAUAUCCCGGAGCCAACAAGAUGCUCAUGAGUUCUUGCAGGUUGUUGUGGAAACACUGGCUGAUGAGUACCACCAGCAAAGGAAAAGGUGUCAAGAGGCUGCGAAACUACGCAUAGAAAAUGAGAAAGUUUUACAGAGCGCUGUUGGGAAAUUUGAGCACGACAAUGAGGAGGAAUCUGAGAAACCCCGAAGGAUAGAUGACUUAGUAAUUAAUGUAGAGGAUAUAGACAAAAAGGAGGACAAGAGAGAACCUGAGGAGGGCGGCAUGCCGAUGGAAGGGAAAUUGGAAUCUGAGAUUGAAUGCUUGAAAUGCCGCUUUAAGCCAAAACCUUCGGUCUCUACAUUUGUGGUGCUCACGCUGCCAGUUCCUCAGAAGACUAGCACCACCCUCUCCGAUUGUAUAGACGGAGUCCUAUCCACAGAGCACAUAGACGACUUUACAUGUGCCAGGUGCCGACUCCAACACGCCCUCGAAACCUACUCCCUCAAACUAGAAACCGCAUCUUCAGACCCAGUCAGGAAAGAGUUAACCUCUAUUAUUUCAAAACUCCAACAAGCCAUCGAGACAAACCCCGAGAAGCACCCCGAGGGCAUUGAGCUCCCAUCCUCCCAAAUCGCUCCUAAAUCCCGAAUCGCCCGACGCACCCGCAUGUCCCAUUACCCCACCAUCAUAACCUUCCACCUCUCCCGCUCAAUCUACGACGCCUAUUCGUCCUCCCGCAAAAACAGCGCGAGAGUCUCUUUCCCGGAGGAGCUAAAAAUGGGCGGUCUCCUGGACCGGAAAGGGUACAAACUCCUCUGCAUGAUAACCCAUAAGGGCAGUCACGACAGCGGGCAUUACGAAUGCUUUAGACGGCAGAUUGUGCAUAGAGCACCAUACUCGACGCCUACGCCUGUGCCAUCCUCACCCCCCACGCCGAUCCCGUCGAGCCCAAAAACCGGGUCAACCAUUAGAUUGGUACCAGUGGACACGAAGGAAUCAGCGAAUGAAAGUCUAGCACCUUCCUCAGACAUCCAGACCCCAGGCGUUCCCUCGCCAUCGUCGGAUUCAUCUUCGUCGUCGUCCUCGACAUCGUCGAAUUCCUCCUCAGCCUCAGAUGGCAAAUCCACACCUCCUCUCUCUUCGAUAUCUACCCAUCCGAACGGAGAUUCAAGCCCCGCAGGGCCGACCAAUUUGGACGCUGUCGAGUCUUCCAUUCCUACUUCCUGCCUACCCCCUCCUGCUUCCGCAUCCGGUCCCGCUCCACCACCACCAACCAAGACCUCAACGACGACAAGAAAGAGGCUCAAGAAAAAGCACGGAAAUGACAAGUGGUGGAGGAUUAGUGACGAGAAGGUGAAAGAGGCGAGGACCUCGGAUGUGCUCGGGAUGCAGAAGGAAGUAUAUUUACUCUUUUACCAACGGAACUGCGAAGAAUAAAUAAGAGGCAACAUGGGCUGUAUUAUCACCUCCUUCUCCCCCUCCUUCUUUGUUUCUGUUGGUUCGGUUUUGUAAUGAACAUGUAUGUAUAUAGUCACCUGUAUCACAGGAUUCCCGA
Molecule: messenger RNA, 2120 nt
Organism: Tuber melanosporum (Perigord truffle)
Lineage: Eukaryota; Fungi; Ascomycota; Pezizomycetes; Pezizales; Tuberaceae
Exons: 4
Coding region: 161-2002 (613 amino acids)
Biological process (GO): protein deubiquitination
Cellular component (GO): cytosol; nucleus
Molecular function (GO): cysteine-type endopeptidase activity; cysteine-type deubiquitinase activity
Source: RefSeq, a predicted model, not a curated record